Emys orbicularis (European pond turtle) is the source of this 1530-nucleotide messenger RNA. RefSeq names its product geranylgeranyl diphosphate synthase 1 (gene GGPS1). Gene Ontology annotation, biological process: isoprenoid biosynthetic process. Gene Ontology annotation, molecular function: prenyltransferase activity. NCBI's taxonomy places the organism in Eukaryota, Metazoa, Chordata, Testudines, Emydidae. The transcript is spliced from 3 exons. The record is from RefSeq and is a predicted model, not a curated record. The coding region runs from base 1 to 903 and encodes 300 amino acids.
AUGGAGGGAAUGGAAGAAACCUCUGAAAGAAUUCUUUUAGAGCCAUACAAGUAUUUACUUCAACUGCCAGGUAAACAAGUGAGAACCAAACUGUCACAGGCCUUUAAUCACUGGCUGAAUGUUCCAGAAGAUAAAAUACAGGUUAUUAUUGAAGUGACAGAGAUGUUGCACAAUGCCAGCUUACUCAUAGAUGACAUUGAAGAUAACUCAAAGCUACGACGGGGCUUUCCGGUGGCUCAUAGCAUCUAUGGAAUUCCAUCUGUAAUAAAUUCUGCUAAUUAUGUGUAUUUCCUUGGUCUGCAGAAGGUUUUAACACUUGAUCACCCAGAAGCUGUGAAAGUGUUCACUCGUCAGCUGCUGGAACUCCAUCAGGGCCAAGGUUUGGAUAUUUACUGGAGAGAUACAUACACCUGUCCUACAGAAGCACAGUAUAAAGCCAUGGUACUGCAAAAGACAGGUGGUCUCUUUGGAUUAGCUGUGGGCCUCAUGCAGUUGUUCUCCAAUUAUAAAAGAGACUUAAAACCACUCCUUAAUACACUUGGGCUCUUCUUCCAAAUACGAGACGACUAUGCUAAUUUACACUCCAAAGAAUAUAGUGAGAACAAGAGUUUUUGCGAAGAUUUAACUGAGGGCAAGUUCUCAUUCCCAACUAUUCAUGCUAUUUGGUCCAGACCUGAAAGCACUCAGGUGCAGAAUAUUUUGCGUCAAAGGACAGAAAAUGUAGAUAUAAAAAAAUACUGUGUACAUUACCUUGAGAAUGUAGGUUCCUUUGAGUACACUCGGCAAACGCUGCAAAAGCUUGAAUCUGAAGCAUAUAAACAGAUUGAGUCACUUGGGGGAAAUCCUGAACUUGUAGCACUAGUUGAACACUUAAGCAAAAUGUUCAAAGAAAAUGAAAAUUAAGUAAUUGAUUUGACUUGUGGUUUGGGGAGGGAAACUUUAAAACCAGAAUGUAUUAACUAGACUUUCUUACUAAAUCGAUGUAAAGAAAAGUGUAGAAAUGAUGCUUAUUUAAAAUUACUUAUAGAAACUGCUAUAUUAGAUAUUGUGUAAGUAGUAAUUGAAGGGUAUUUGUAUGCACCACAAAUUAUCUCUGCAGCUUUAAUUACAACUGCUUACAAAAUAUUGCAUAGAGAAAUAAACUUGCAUAGAUCUGUUAAGGUAAAAUUGUUAAUUUUAGUUUUUCAUGUGAAUCUUUCAGUUGUAAUCUCCACUGCACAGUCAGUGGUGUUUAUUUUAGCUAUAGAGUUUGUGUCCUCUAAGAUCAUUGCAGGUUUUAAUCUGAUUGAGAUAGGUUUGACUAAAUUUCCAUGUUAAAUUGAAUUUGCUCUGUUUAGGAACUUUUGUAUUUUUUUUUUUAAACAUGGAGAUUUAGGUAACACUUUUUUGCAAUAUAUUCCUUGUCCUUUUUAAAGUUAACAAAAAUAGGUUUUAUUAAAGUGGAAUGGAAGGAGAAGGAAGGCUCCACAAUGGUCAAUGACUUUUGCUGUACAACAAACCAAUCUAGAUGUGUCGCCACAGAGCCAGAUG